Molecule: messenger RNA, 1073 nt
Organism: Leptinotarsa decemlineata (Colorado potato beetle)
Lineage: Eukaryota; Metazoa; Arthropoda; Insecta; Coleoptera; Chrysomelidae
Product: cytochrome b5 domain-containing protein 1
Source: RefSeq, a predicted model, not a curated record
AGAUUUUUUGAAAUAGUCAAUCGGAAGAGUUAUAUUUGACAAAUACAUUUUUAAAUAUUAACAGUCUUGGUGACUCUGUCAGAGAUAGAUAAAUACCUACAUUGAUGAGGAGUAAUUACUCCAAAACCCGUCUUUUAGGCGAUCCACUGAGUUUUCAGUUUCAAUUUGUCACAUUACUUCACUCAUGACAAUAUUUGUAAAGUGUCAUACUAUUUUUAUUUGAAAGUUUUCACGUAAUAUUUCUGGCAAAUAUAUCGUGCUAUUGAAAAUUAACCAUUAUUUGAAUACCUUUUUUUAUACCUAUGUUAGGAAGUGUCAAUGUGACAAAACGUUCAGAGAUGUCCGAGAUGUCUGUAAAAAACCAACCAAACUGGCCUUACUUUGCUCCCUUUGAAGUGGUAAUACAUAACACACCGGAUGACUGUUGGGUCUCUAUACUAGGUAGGGUGCUAAAUGUUACUCCCCUCAUCAAGGAACACCAGGGAGAAAAAUGUAUCAGACCUAUACUAUCCAUGGCGGGAAAGGACAUUUCCUGCUGGUUUGAUGAGAAAACUGGAGAUAUUCAACACUACAUAAAUCCCGAGAAUGGGUGCAGAGUGCCUUACUGCCCUCAUGGUCCAAUUCCAGAUGUUCCGCUUCAAGUUCCAGCCACAAAUUGGAGACCAUUGGGAAGACUGCCUUGGUGGAAUGAUCCAAAGUAUCAGAUAGGAUUACUAACAAAACGAGUGCGACCAUUGAGAAUCAUAAAUAUGACGAACCCUUUCGAUAAGGAAGUUUUGCUGAAUGUUUGCUGCGAAGACACGUUUCUCCGAAUACAAGAAAGAUAUUCAUUUUUCAACUCAAAUGCCGAGAGUUAUACGUGGAGAGGCAUUGACAAGAAUAUAUUCAUGAACAAAACCCUCGAUGAAAACGGUUUUCCUGAUGAAAGAGACCUUUUCACAAAAUUAGGAUUACCUCAGACGUAUUACAUUCCCACUGUAUUUCUCUACUAUAAUGAUGAUUUGAAAUAUCCUGAUCUCAGUGACGAUGAAUGUAAAAGUUUGAAUGAUAAUUAAAGGCCAUUAUUUGGUUUA